UUUAUAAAAGUCGAUUGUUGAUGGGGUCCAACCCACGUGGGCAAAACCAUGGUUUUGGGCAAUGCUUAUAAAAGACUUUAAAUAAGGUGAUCACAUCUCAUACUUUUUGGCAAAAGAGAGAAAUAUGGUGAUAACAACCAAUUGUUGUUUCAACCACCGGCUACCCACCGCCCCUCCUGCCGCAACUCAACCACCACCAUCCGCCAGGCCAAAAAGGGUGAUUUCUUGGAGGAACCAAUGUGUAGUUGGGAUGGCAUGUGUGAUAAUUGGCUUACAAACGGAGGGCAUAGUUGGAAAUAACGAUGAUUAUGCAAUCGCUGCCGAUGCAAAGGCGGUUGUGGAAUCAAAGGUAAAGGGGAAGAAGAGGUGGAGCGAUAAGAGAAUGUGUCCAGCAUGGCAAUUAAAUUCGUUGGAGACAAUUGUGCCGGAAGAUCUUCCACGACCAUCACACAAGCGGAGAUGGGAGGGCGUUGGUGAUCAUCUGAGAGUUGCUCCGCCAGUAAAAGCCUCCACCGCCACCGUCGUUGGUGCCAACAACGGUUGUUUCUCUAUGUAGAUUCUUGAUCACUUUGGUGAAAGAGUAGACGUUCCAUAUACUUAUGGUUGUAAAUAUCAUACAAAAUACAUGUUCAUAUAAAAACACUUAGAUUUGAAACAAUAUUCGACUUGUACUUAGAUUUGGAUUCAUGCUUCAGCUCAAGAUUAUUAUUUUGACUUUACAUGC
Molecule: messenger RNA, 724 nt
Organism: Cynara cardunculus var. scolymus (artichoke)
Lineage: Eukaryota; Viridiplantae; Streptophyta; Magnoliopsida; Asterales; Asteraceae
Exons: 2
Coding region: 125-556 (143 amino acids)
Source: RefSeq, a predicted model, not a curated record